Messenger RNA from Rhinolophus ferrumequinum (greater horseshoe bat), 4522 nucleotides. RefSeq names its product pentraxin 4 (gene PTX4). The record is from RefSeq and is a predicted model, not a curated record. The transcript is spliced from 3 exons. Lineage: Eukaryota; Metazoa; Chordata; Mammalia; Chiroptera; Rhinolophidae. Bases 1226 to 2641 code for a protein of 471 amino acids.
CAUAUUCAGUAUCUCCUUGUCCAUGGUGUUCUGACACUUGACAAGGAAAUAGUGGUCAGAUGUUUCCUUGCCCCUGUGCUCUCUGGCAUGUGGUCUUGAAAAUAAUGGAUGCCCUUGUCCGUGACCCUCCCUGGAUUAUCUUUCUAACAAUUUCUUCCAGCCCAUUUUUUUAGUCUCCCUCUGUGCAGUUUCUUUUUGUUGGGUUUAUCUCAAAUGUUAUGUUUUCUCUCUUUGUUUCCAUGUCUUUGUCUUUUUGCCCUACUUUCUGAGCAAUUGCUUUAACUUUGCCUUUCAGCUUUUCUGUUCUUUUUUUUUUUAUUUGGGGGGGAUCAUAGAUUUUAUUUCCAAGAGCAACUUCUUCCUUUCUGAUUAGUCCAUUUUUCGUAGCAUCCGUUUCUUGCCCGGUAGACACAAAGCUUUUCUUGGCUUUCUGAGGGUAUCGAUUCAAACCGUUUUGAACUUUUCCUUGGCCCUCUGCAUUGUCUCCUAGGUUCCUUUUCUGUUUGGGCAGAUUUCUGUUGCUCCUGUCAGAAGCUUCUGAGUGUCUAGUGAUCCUUGGCGGAGCUUUCAUAUUAAGCAGGAGACAAUAAACAGGGAUGGGGAAGGGGGUGUCUACUGUACAUCUGCAAAAAUCUUUCUCCAAAUAAGGUCCCAUUCACAGGUAUGGAGGGUAGGACUUGGACCUACUUUAUUGGGAGUCCCUCUUCAGCCCACUACACAACCUGUCCCCCAAAAUAAAGUGGCUCUCAAUCCCACAUCCUUUGCCUUACCCAAGGGAGAGGUGGCCUCACAGGACACGCUGUGCAUGGUGAGAUGCUGGGCCCCACGGCAGACUUGGCUCUAAGGACUCCCUGGCCCCGGCCGGGUUCCCUGUCCUGCUUCAACUUCCUUUCGGUGGGAAUAUGAGUCCGUGUGCUCCUGCGAAAGCCAUCACCCGUCUGCCUCUGAGCCAGCCAGACCAGACCUUCCAACCUGUAGAAUUCUUUUCCAAAGAAACGACAUCUGUUUUAAACCUGUCUCCUUGGGAACCUCCAUCUCUCCAGAGCCCGUGGGCUGGAAGGCAAAUGCCUUCCAUUUGGUGGCAGGAAAUACCCAACUCCCAGCCAGAGUCCAAGAAGGAAAACCUCUCCACUGAGCUGGAAGGAACGUGGGCUGAGAAAGGAGCACAAAGCCGGCAGCUUCAUCCUGCAGUCAGAGGCAACUCCCGCUCCUCGGUCUCCCCAGGAUGGGCAGCCCACACAGGAAGACCCUGUCUUUCUUCCUUAUUUUUGUGCCCAUAUAUGUGCACGGGGCUUUGUCGCAGGAAGCCCGCCCUGCAGUGCAAAGGAAACCAUUUUUCCAGAGGCUCCGCCGACUGGAGGAGCAGUUUCGGAGUUUCCAGGAGGUGACCUUAACACAUCUACAGGCCAUCGCCAGCAACUACAACCUGUCCUACAACAUCGAUGCCCGGUUCCGGAGCCUGGCCCAAGAGAGCCAGGCCAUGGCUCUGGCGGUCAACCAGUCACAGGCCGCCGUGCAGAGCGACCUGGGCCACCUCAAGACUUGGAUGCAGAAGUCUCAUCGCAGAAGCCGGAAGGUGGACUCCAGGUUGCUCGCCUUGGGUGCCACCCUGAGCGAGAAGAGCCAGCAGCGUGCCCUGCAGAGGAAGGAACAGGAGGCACAGAGGGAAGCCCUGUCCAGCCUGGCCCUGGAUUUGCGGGCCCUGCAGGACACGCUGGCUCGCCUCAUGCAUGUCGUCCAGAGCCAGGGCGCCAGACUAGACACGCUCGAGGGGUGGCUGCAGGUACCCGGCCCUGGCACCACAGCCCCAGCCUGGCCUCCCACACAGCCUGAGCCACCAAGCCCAAGCUCCCCAAAGCUGCAGGGGAGCAGGCAGGUGCUCAGAGCUUUGCCUGAGCCCGGAGACUCACCUCAGGACUUCGCUGACCAUCUCCAGGGGACACGGGAGCCCCCAGGCCCAGGCAGUCAGUGGACACGGCCCGCUGAGAGACCAGGAGAGAUUUGCAACAUUGGCCCUGCACUCGUCUUCCCAAAUGCCUCUACCGAAAAUGUGGUCUUCCUCAGCCCUGGCUUCCUCUUAGGCCUUCGGGCCUUCUCUGUCUGCAGCUGGAUCCGUACGGCCUCAGGCCACCUGGGCACUCUCCUGUCCUAUGCCACUGAGGAGAAUGACAACAAGCUGGUGUUACACGGCCGGGACUCCCUGGCCCCCGGCUCCAUCCACUUUGUGAUCGGAGACCCGGCCUUCAGGGAACUGCCCCUACAGCCGCUACUGGACGGCCAGUGGCACCACGUGUGUGUCAUCUGGACGUCCAUCCUGGGCAGGUACUGGCUCCACGUGGACCGCAGGCUAGUGGCCACUGGCUCUCGCUUCAGGGAGGGCUAUGAGAUCCCUCCUGGUGGGUCCCUGGUGCUGGGCCAGGAGCAAGACAGCAUGGGAGGUGGGUUUGACAGCUCCGAGUCCUUCGUGGGGAGUGUGGCAGGCCUGGCCAUGUGGGACCGUGCGCUGGUCCCCGGAGAAGUCUCACACCUUGCCACUGGGAAGGAGUUCCCACCGGGUGCCAUCCUGACUCUGGCCAAUGCCGCAUCAGUAGGUGGGUUCGUGCAGAGGGUGAACUGCACCUGCCUAGAGCUCUGUCCAUGAGGCCUUAUCACAUGGGAGCUGGGGCCACGCUCCGGGCCGGCAAGAGAAGCAAGCCUCCAGCCAUGCCCGGCCACCCCUGACCUCGGCACACUCUCUGGAGGGCCCCCACCCCAACUGGGGAGUGAAGGGCAGGACGCUGCCUCCAACCUGGGCCCGGCACACCUGCCAUCUAACAUAGAAUGUGGGUGUUCCAUGGGGGGGUUGGGACAAGGAAACAUGGAGGGGGAGAGAGGACAGAGCUGGGAGUCGGGGUCCCUGAGAACUGCAUUCUUUCCCUCGCUGUGGUGUCCUUACAGUUGCUCACUUUAUGUAGUAAGACAUCAUUUCAACAAGGCCCGACCUGGCCAGGUGGGAGUGCUGGACUCCCCAGGGCCUCUCCUCUGGGCGUGGGUUUGCAACUUUUACGGACUCUGGAGACCUCCUGUUUUCCUUGAAACUGCACAGGCAGCAUGUGAGAUGUCAUCGCCCUCUCUCGAGGUGGCUAAGGAAGUUUCCCCUUGGGUGAACCUUGUUCCAACAUCUCAUGAAGAGGGCCAGAGAACACAUUUCCUGGCCUCCAAUGCUAUAGCCCUCCCAUGUAGCAGGAGCCCUGGGGGUUCCCUCCAAGUCCUGUGAUGGCUGAUAAGGCCACCAGGGCUGCCAGGAAAAGGGACCCGCAAAGAGCAUAAUCUAUUCAGAAAUAAACAUUAACAAUAGACAGGCAAUGUUUUAAAAGCAAUUGUAUUGGGGUAGAAUUUAUGUACUAUAAAAUUCACCCGUUGUAAGUGUACAGUUCAAAGAUUUUUAGUAGAUUUACCAAAUUGUAUAACCAUCACCACAAUCCAGUGUCAGAACAUUUUCAUUGUCCCCCCAAAUCAUGGUAAUUAGUGGUCACUCCUGUUCCACCCCCGCCCCUUCCCCCAGCUCUGGCUGCCACUGUGGAUUUGCCUGUUCUGGACAUUUCAUAUAAAUGCAAUCAUACAUGAGUUGUCCUUUUGCAUCUGGCUCCUUUCACUCAGCAAACUUUCUCCAGGUUCACUCGUGUCGUUGCUUUGUGUCCGUGUUUUGUUCCUUCUUAUGGCUGAAUAACAUUCUCUUGUAGUGGACCACAUUUUGUUUAUCCAUUCAGCAGUUGAUGGAUGUUUGGGUUGUUUCCAAUUUGGGGCUAUCUGAAUAAAGCUGCUGUACACAUUCUCACAGGGGUCUUUGUGUCGACAUGUGUUUUUAUUUAUCUUAAGUGGAUGCCUAGGAAUAGAACCGCUGGAUUGUAUGGUAAAUUCAUGCCUAAACUUGCAGAGAAACUGCCAGACUGGUUUUUCCAAAGUGGCUGCAUCAUUUUACCUUCCCACCAGCAAUAUAUGAAGUUUCCCGUUUCUCCACACUCUUGCCAACACUUGAUAUUGUCUGUCUUUUGGACAAUUAUUUUUUCUUUUUUUUUUUAGAAUUCUGAAUUGUCAUAUGAAAAAAACAUGCCUUGACAGUGAGGACCGGCAUGGUCUACUUUAAGUUUCAGUGUGAUGUAAACGAAACCUAUAAUAUCCAUGAUUCCCCAAGACGACCCAAACGCACCUCUCCUGGGUGAGGUAUCCUAAAUUAGUCCCUUGGGUCCCUUAUCAGCAUUCAUAUCCCUGCAGAGCUGUCUGUGGCCCCAGCAAUUCCUGGCCUUCAGUGGAAAGACUCAGCCCAGUACGUCCCCAACACCGCCUUCCAUGAGUCAAGGUCAGAGGAGGCAUUCUAGAACUGGAAACCCCCUGGGUGGCCACGUGAGCUCUCCCUGGGUCACUGGCUUCUGCUUCCCCUUGCACUGUCUCAGGAUGCGUCCAUCUCCUCUGGCCUUUUCUGGAGUUCUUGCUCCAUCCCAGUCUGCUGUUGAGGGGGAAGGGACGACAUCUUUCCUUUGGG